GCUCUCGUCUCGUGAGCAGGUGUAAACACAGAUUAUGGUCAUUUACCGUCCAACCGCAUCGCUUGCGUCGAACGGAACGAAAUAGUUGGCGCGCGAUCACGUUCGAAAAUCGAAAUAAAAAUCGCGAGCUUUAUUGUUCGCUUUUUGAAUUUUGAGUUUUUUUUGUUUCGUAUAAUUAGUUCUGAGUUUGUUUGAAGGAGUUUUGUGUUUCAAUGUGUUUGCUUCGGACCUUUUUGAUUGGAUUUUUUAAAGAUACAGAUAUUUUUUGCCGAUAACAAAAUGGUUAGCAGCAGAAGAGAUCGUGCCUUAUGGACGGUAGUGAUCGCAAUAACUAUUGGAAUCCAAGGAAUGAACACGCAAACGGAGACAUACAUGGAAACAGAAACAUAUUCAACAAUAACAGAUUACACUGAAAUGACAACUGAAGAAAGCGUCACUUUAAAUAACCAACCAAGGCAAGCUAGAACGGACAAUUCCAGCCUUGAUGACGUCACUGUAGACACCAGUGAAGAAAACACAUCACAACAACAAGUACAAAACGUGGUACAAGAGAAAUUAAACACUGGAAAACUUGAAAGCGCGUCUAGAGUUUUGUUACCUUCUGUGGAUGAUAAACCGUUCAGUGAUACAAAAAGAGAAAUUAUAGAUAACACACUAAUUAAACGUAAACCAGCCAACAAAUUGAAUAGUGAUGUAAUCAAUAAAAUAGUUAAAAAAGCAGAUAAAAGAGCAGAUUUGAAAUCUCAUACGAGAUACGAUGAAGUUACCGGCGAAUUAGUUGGUGGUGAACACCCUUGUCAUAGAGAAUGUAGGGAGGGUGAAGAACCUAUGAUAUGUUAUUACCAUUUUAAUUUGGAGUGGUAUCAUACUAUGAGUAAGGCGUGCUUCAAUUGUCCUUACAAUGAGACGGAUUGUUCAAGACCGGAUUGCAUACCGGCUGAUGGUAUGAGUCGAGCUUUAAACGUGGUUAAUAGGAAGAUGCCUGGUCCUGCUAUAGAGGUUUGCCAGCACGACCGGGUGAUAGUGGACGUGGAAAACGACCUGAUGACGGAAGCCACCACGGUACACUGGCACGGUCAGCACCAGCGGGGAACCCCCUACAUGGACGGUACUCCGUACGUCACGCAGUGUCCCAUACCGCCGGAAACAACCUUUAGAUAUCAGUUCAAUGCCAGCCACGCCGGCACACACUUCUGGCACUCCCAUUCCGGGAUGCAGCGCGCUGACGGCGCGGCCGGCGCCUUCGUCGUGAGGAAACCGAAGUCCCAAGACCCGCAUGGCGCUCUAUAUGACUACGAUAGGUCUGAGCACACGAUGAUCGUGACGGACUGGAUCCACGAGUUAUCCGUCUCCAUGUUCACUGAUCACCACCACUCGUCGGGGGACAACAAACCGCCCAACUUGUUGAUCAACGGAGUCGGACGGUUCAAGUACUUCAACGACAGCGCCAAGCCUAUAUACAUGAAGGCAGCAAGGUUUAAUGUUGAACAGGGCUAUAAGUACCGUUUCCGGGUGAUCAACGCAGAGUUUCUGAACUGCCCCAUAGAGUUGUCUGUGGAUAAUCACAACAUCACCAUCAUCGCUUCCGAUGGCUACGAUCUGGAACCUAUAACAGCUACAUCAUUGGUGACGUACGCCGGGGAGCGGUACGACUUCAUCUUGGACGCAGAUAACGAGAUAGACAACUACUGGAUCAGGUUCCGUGGGCUCAUGGACUGCGACGAGAGAUUCACCAAAGCGAAGCAAGUUGGGGUGCUACACUACGAGGGCGCUAUGGAAUCGGAACCCCUAGGGGACCCCACCUGGGAGGAACUUCAUAACGAAGGCUUGCAACUAAACGCGCUCAACAAAGGCGAAGAAGACGAGGACACGAUCAGCGUCGCUGGUAUGAGAUCAUUGGCUGGCUACGACGACAGCCUGCGAGAGGUGCCCGACUACCGGUUCUAUGUGGCGUACGACUUCUACGCGAAAAACAACACACAUUAUCACAGAUCACCUUAUUAUGGAUACUACCAAGUACCCAACAAGUUGAAUCGACUGUACACACCUCAACUCAACCACAUCAGCAUGAAGAUGCCUUCGAGCCCCCUUCUGAUCUCCAGACCUUCACCGGACAACUUCUGCAACAGCUCAAGCAUCGACAAGACCUGUCAAGAUGGCUUCUGCGAGUGCUCGCACGUUCUCUCAGUGAAACUGAAUUCAGUAGUCGAAGUUAUAAUCUUAGAUGAAGGAGUAACCUUUGAUGCCAACCACCCUUUCCAUUUACACGGACACAGUUUUAGAGUUGUCGGUAUGAGAAGACUAGCAAACGAAACUACAAUAGAAGAAAUCAAAGCGUUUGAUGAAGCUGGUCUUCUGAAAAGAAACUUGAAGAACGCCCCCAUCAAAGAUACUGUCACAGUUCCAGACGGCGGUUACACAGUCAUCAGAUUCAAAGCGGAUAACCCAGGGUAUUGGUUAUUCCAUUGCCAUAUUGAAUUUCACGUAGAAGUGGGCAUGGCCUUAGUCUUCAAAGUGGGUGACCACAAAGAUAUGGUACCAGUGCCUAGAAAUUUCCCGACUUGCGGUAGCUAUAUGCCUGAUAACAUGCUGGAACACGAAACUACGGAAAAACCAAAGAAUGUAAUUUCUAUAAACCAUUGGUGGCCAGUAGUCGUUAUAAAUAACAAUAACAAUUCCACAUCUUCGGCUCAAACUUUGAGAAGCUUAUCAGGAGUUAUAACGGUCACCAUUUGGAUUUUGAAAUCUGUUAUAGGAACGUAGGUUGCUAUUAAUUUAAUUAAACAAGUGUCAAAGAUAUUUUAGCAAUGUUGUUUUUGUGUAAAACAUUAUGUUUUGGAGUAGGUAUCUACAUUAACAUGAUGUUCUACGAAAUUAAUUCUUCAAAGUUCAAGUUUCUUCGCUGUUUGGCUUUUCCUUUCCACUAAGUGUCAAAUUCUAUUGAGAGAGUUAUGGUGUGAUUACAAUUGGUCGUUAGCCCGAACUCGAGCGCCAAUGGAAUUCUGUACCCUUAGUACGAGUUUUACAAUUACGAAAACUA
This is a messenger RNA of Chilo suppressalis (striped riceborer), 3040 nucleotides long. NCBI's taxonomy places the organism in Eukaryota, Metazoa, Arthropoda, Insecta, Lepidoptera, Crambidae. The record is from the annotation of a GenBank genome assembly.